This is a messenger RNA of Drosophila virilis, 1599 nucleotides long. RefSeq lists its product as uncharacterized. Lineage: Eukaryota; Metazoa; Arthropoda; Insecta; Diptera; Drosophilidae. The record is from RefSeq and is a predicted model, not a curated record.
UUGUGCAGCGAGGCGCCUGCAGCCAUGAGGUUACUAGAAAUUGUGAUAUUGACUUUAAUCGUAGUAUAUCCAGAUGGUGGGCUCUCAAUCAAGCGACCCAAUAAGGCAUCCAAGAAACCAGAUAUUAAUGGUCCUUGCGGCAAGCGGUAUUUGCGCCAGAUAAACGGUAAAUGCUAUUAUUUUGCAGGCAAAAAGAUGAACUGGUUCGGGGCACAGAACAAUUGCCUGCGCAAGAACCUCAAUCUUGCCGAUCUGGCCACAAGGGAGGAAUACAAUGGCAUCGUGUAUUACCUGAGAGCGCGCGGCAACAUGGAGGACUUUUGGUUCGGUGGCAAUGACCUGCAGACGGAGGGUCGUUUCACCUACAUUAGCACUGGUCGACCGGUACGCUAUUUCGGAGGUCUCAAAGGCAUUGAGGCCACAUUUCGCGCAAAUUUGGAUGAUUGCCUGGAGAUAAGGCUGAGGCAGAAUACCACCGGUAUUACCGAUGACAAUUGCCAGGAGAAACAAUAUUUUAUAUGCCAGACGAAUGCUGUCAAGUGUGCUCAGCCAGUGGAAGGUGGAGCAAACGAUACGCAUCAUAGCCAUGAGCAUUUGCAUCACUUCCAUCAUGAUGCGGAAAAAGGCAAGGACAGGGAUGGCUCGGGAAAUAGAGAUAAUGAACAGAGAGAUGUGGAAAGCGAUUCGCGGCCGGCUGAUAAUUCGAAUUCAACGGAAGUUAGGGAACUACCAACCGAAGUAUCGGGUGAAAACACAUCAGCGUAUGGGGAGGAGAAUACACCAAUGGCAGAGGAGAGUUUAGGCACAACAGUUGUGCCACCCGAUGAUGGCGGAGAAGGAACGUUACCAGCUCCAGAGGGAACAGCAACAGCAAAUGGAACGGAAACUUCUGGACCGUCUAAAGCUGACGGAGAAACUCCAGUGCCACCUGCAGAAGGUGCAGAAACUCCAGUGCCACCUGCAGAAGGAGCCGAAACUCCAGUGCCACCUGCAGCAGGAGUGCCACCAGCAGAAGGCGCAGAAGCUGCAGCGCCGCCUGCAGAAGGCGCAGAAGCUGCAGCGCCACCUGCAGAAGGCGCAGAAGCUGCAGCGCCACCUGCAGAAGGCGCAGGAGCUGCAGCACCACCUGCAGAAGGUGCAGAAACUCCAGCAGCACCUGCAGGAGAUGGCGCACAACCUCCUGUUGAAGGCGCAGCCGCAGAGCCAGCACCACCUGGCAGCGGAGAACCUGCAAAGCCAUCUGAAGAUCAAGCAGAGACUCCUGCACCAGACAAUCCUGAUAAUCCAGCCGGCCGUGCUCCCAAAACAACACCCGUAGAAAUAACAACAACAACUGUGCGCUACGAGAAACCGGAUGAAGCUCACGGCAAAACUGAUUUGGCAACAAAGAACCUAGAUGGAGAGCUCGUUUCGCCAGUGCCAGUGCCAGUGCAUGACGAGACAACAUCGGAACAUUGAUGGAAUAUCGGUGACACCUGAAAUCGGCGCUCAACAAGCACCUGAAAUAACCCCCAAUCCAAAUGCGUUUGUAAAAAUCGAAUUUCCAAUGCACAAAUAAAACGCCAGAGAUCUCGCCUGGCCUCUAUAUAAAUAAGUCAA